GUGAAAACCGGAAGAGUAUAAUUUCCAGAAACAUGGCAGCGCCUAACGAUUCAAGCUGCUGGAGCAGCCCGGAGGUUUACAAACAUCAUGAACAGCAAAAAGUGUGUAUUUCUCGACCAAAGUAUAGAGAGGGAAGGAAAGCCAAAGCUGUUAAGGUGUACACCAUUAAUUUGGAGUCCCGUUACCUGAUGGUGCAAGGGGUCCCAGCCAUUGGAGUGAUGACGGAGCUGAUCCAGCUGUGUGCCCUGUACGGAGCCGUGGAGGAGUACAGGCCCCUGGACGAGUACCCCGCUGAGGAGUUCACAGAAGUCUAUCUCAUCAAAUUCCAGAAACUCCCCAGUGCUAGGGCGGCCAAACGACACAUGGAUGAGAAGAGUUUCUAUGGUGGCGUGCUACAUGUGUGUUAUGUUCCUGAAUAUGAGAGUGUGGAAGACACCAGGCUGAAGCUGCAAGACCGGAGGAGAUAUGUGAUUCGGAUGGCACAGAAUAAAGUCAGAGAAAAGGAACAGAGAGAGGAAGUGAAGAAGGAGCCCACAUCAUCUGACACGGCUGCAGCAUCAGAGAGCAUCACCUCAACAUAUGAUCAAACGUCUGACAACAAUAACACUGGAGAGAGCUCAACCACCAGCCAUUAUUUAGGUUUUCCUUCCCUGCCCUUACCUCCUCAAGAGGAAUAUAACCGUAGACAUACAAAUCUACACAGGAACAUACCAACAGAGGACAAAAUGGGGUCAUUAUCUAAUUAUGUCGUUGACACAAAACAGCAGCAAAUGCAGAAUCCAAGCUCCAGCCAGAUGUCUUCUAAUAAAGACAGAGGGAAAGAGAGCAGAGUGACGGCUUCAGCCAUCAGAUUUGUACCGAGGACCACACACAUGGAGAGCAGGAAACGCAAACUGGAAGAGGCCACACAACACUUACUGUUUGAGGCUGAGGGAAAAAAUGAGCCACUGAUUGGGCCAAAGCUACCGGAGCCACCGAAACUGGACAUGGAGGACGAAUCACUGAACACAACUGUCAGCCUGAUCAGGAGCAAAAUCAAACAGGUGGAAUCAGUCCCUGACCUCAAACCAGCGGAAAAGAAGGUGAAACCACGUCGUCGGAUUUGAUCAGGUCUGCUGUCUUGGCCCUGCGAUAAUGUCGAAACUACUGUUGUGGACUGUGAACAUUCAGAUUAUGCUUUUCAGCAGCUUGGUUUUCUUUCACACAUUUUGAACUGAAUGCAAACAGCUGUUAACAUGUUUUUUUUUUUAUUAAAAACGAAAAAAGGUAACUCAAAUGGAUGAUUUCAUCAUUGUCCAGGUGGGUCCUUAAAUGCUUGCUCCUCAAAUACCAGCGUACUCUGAAACAGGAAGAAUAUACAAUUUAAAGCACAGCGCAUAUUUUUAUUGAUCUAGAAUUGUAAAUCAUUAGUUUUUCAUCAGUCCCAUAAUACCCAAUUCCUGUAGUACCUCAGCAUCAGGGAGGCAGGAUCCAAAAGCUUCAAGCAACAGGUUCUCCUCUCUUACUGCCCUCUCAAAGUCUGCAUAAGAGAGCCUGCCAUCAUGGUCAUAGUCCUAGUAAUGAAAAUCACAUGGCAGAUUCACUUCUGGAUGGAACUUCAUUAGUGAGCACAUUGCACUGUUAGGAAGACUAUCUUGCUUCUUGCUUCCUCACAAUAAAUUUGAAGUGUGCCUGAGUUUUAA
Molecule: messenger RNA, 1682 nt
Organism: Myripristis murdjan (pinecone soldierfish)
Lineage: Eukaryota; Metazoa; Chordata; Actinopteri; Holocentriformes; Holocentridae
Gene: rbm48
Product: RNA binding motif protein 48
Exons: 5
Coding region: 33-1106 (357 amino acids)
Cellular component (GO): nucleoplasm
Molecular function (GO): nucleic acid binding
Source: RefSeq, a predicted model, not a curated record